Messenger RNA from Myotis brandtii (Brandt's bat), 1492 nucleotides. It is a transcript of the gene TMEM198, whose product is annotated as transmembrane protein 198. NCBI's taxonomy places the organism in Eukaryota, Metazoa, Chordata, Mammalia, Chiroptera, Vespertilionidae. The transcript is spliced from 4 exons. Gene Ontology annotation, cellular component: cytoplasmic vesicle; plasma membrane. The record is from RefSeq and is a predicted model, not a curated record. Gene Ontology annotation, biological process: positive regulation of canonical Wnt signaling pathway. Bases 209 to 715 code for a protein of 168 amino acids.
AGCGGCCGCCGCGCAGAGACAGGUUCCUCCGGCCCAGCAGCUCCCUUCCCCGCACGACGGACUUUUCCUGGACCCCAGGCAGCUGGAGCCUCUGGCGCCCAGCACCCCUGGACCCUCUGGCCUCUGCACAGCCUCUUUCAUUCAAAAGCUCAGGUCGCUUCCAGCCCAGGCUGACCUGGGAGGGUGACUCCCUUUCGUUCCUAGCACUAUGCCAGGCACUGUGGCGACACUGCGGUUCCAGCUCCUGCCCCCUGAGCCAGAUGAUGCCUUCUGGGGUGCACCCUGUGAACAGCCCCUGGAGCGCAGGUACCAGGCACUGCCGGCCCUCGUCUGCAUCAUGUGCUGUCUGUUUGGAGUCGUCUACUGCUUCUUCGUGGUCAUCAGCCGGCAGCGACGACGUGUGCAGCUGAUGCGGAUAAGGCAGCAGGAAGAACGCAAGGAGAAACGUCGCAAGAAGAGACCCCCAAGGGCUCCCUCAAGAGGUUCCCGGGCUCCUCCAAGGCCUGGGCCCCCUGACCCUGCUUAUCGGCGCAGGCCAGUGCCCAUCAAACGCUUCAAUGGAGAUGUCCUCUCCCCGAGCUAUAUCCAGAGCUUCCGGGACCGGCAGACAGGAAGCUCACUGAGCUCCUUCAUGGCCUCACCCACAGACAUGGACUAUGAAUACGGGUCCCGGGGACCACUGACAGCCUGCACAGGGCCCCCUGUGCGGGUAUAGCAGUCUAGCUGCUCCCGCCCACCUGGACUCUGUGGUCACCAGCUCUGUUAGCUUGCGGAGGCCUGCUGGGCCACCACCCAGCCCACUUCGCCCUGUAGCCUAUGGCUGUUUCUCUACCCUGGAGAGGACUGGCCUGGCUGCUAGAAGGGAGGACCUGUCUCGGGCUAUGCCUGUCUGAGGGAAAGCCCUCUCCCAAGGGGCUCCUGAGGGACAGGGGGUGUGAGCCCCUUUGGGGUGUGCUCAGGGUUGUGAGUGUGUCACCUGUGUGUGCGUGUGCAUGAAGGGGUGGGGUUGGAGGGAACACUGGGACCCUUGCCUUAGAUUUCUGACUGGUAGGGCUUCUGCAAGGUUUGCCCACCUCCUCUUCCACUGCUGGGGUCCCAUGGGCCACUCUCCUGCAUGUGUAAGUGGGGGAGGUCUGCCUUCUCCCUCCACUGCUCUGCCUCUCAGCCAGAUUCAUCCAAGGCUUCUUGUCCUUCUCCACUGCAGCACCCCUCACCCUGGUUCCCUGUCCUCUGCAAAGCCACCAGCCUGAGGGCAGUGGCAGAGGAUGGGGGUGGGGGCUGCUGCUCUGGGCUGGGUUGGGGAGGGGGCCUGGGACUAAGGGGGCUUAAAUGCACGAUGCAUGUCUGGUGUCUGUCACUGCCACCCUGGACACCUCAUGCUUCUGUCUCCCUUCGCCCCACCCUGUUUUACAUCUUUUAUAAAUGUGCCAAACUGUGGCUUCUGCCAAGAGUAGUUAUCUUCAGUGGCUGGCACGUCCAUGGGCCAACUUGG